AAAAUGACAUAAACAAAGGCAAAAGCACGACUAAUCCGAAAUUUUUUUUAUCGCUGGGGGAUGGGAUUCACUAGCGAUUCAUUGUUUGUCUUCGUCGAAACGUAGAACCAGUAGCUGCGAUAAGGAGAUCUGUAUUCUAUUUCUAAGUCGCUGACGCAGCGAUUUGUUACUGAAUCUGUCUUCUAAUUAAGGUUUUGAGAUGGGUUGGCUGAGGAAGAAGAAGAAGAAGCCAACAGAAUCCGAGAUAGUAGCGAUCGAGAGAGGGGCAAAGUUGUUAGAAGAUCUAAUCGAAUGUUGCGAUGGCAAAUCCAAUCCAAUCAAAUUCUUCUCUGCUGACGAGAUCAUCAAUGCCACCGACAGUUUCAGCGUGUAUUCUAAUCAUAUGUCCGGAUUAGAUGGUUAUGGCUUCCACGGGACUGAAUGGUAUUCAGGUAAAAACGAGAACCACCCCAAAAUACUGGUCAAGAAAUACCGUUUAAACGGAAAGGAAAAUAUGAUCUGCAGGGACAUAGCAGUAUCAUCGAUGGUGAGUGGUCACAAAAACUUUAUGAAAUUGGUUGGAUGUUGUCUUCAGUCUGAAAAUCUGGUUAUAGUUUAUGAUGAUGUUAAAAAACAUAACAAAUUAGAUAUAAGUAAAGAGACGUGGAAAAGGAGAAUGAAGAUAGCUGAGGAUAUCGCUACUGCUUUUGCUUACCUUCACACUGCUUUCCCUAGGCCCUUCGUGUAUAGGACGUUGGCUCUUUCGAAUAUCUUACUGGAUGAAGAUGGGGCUGCUAAGCUGAUUGAUUUCAAAUACUGCAUCUCAAUUCCACAAGGAGAAACAUUUGUCAAGGUUGACAUAGUGGCUGGAACAACCUUUAUAAUAAAGUAUAUUUUUUUUUGGUUUAGUUUAAAGAUGGAUUGGUGGUGGAGGAGGAAGAGGAACAAGAAGCAAAUAUUAGCGAGAGGGGCGAAGCUGUUAGAAGAUCUAAUUGAAUGUUGCGAUGGCAAAUCCAAUCCCAUCAAAUUCUUCUCUGCUGAUCAGAUCCUCAAACUUACCAAUAGUUUCAACUACUCUAAUCAUAUUUCCGGAUUAACUGGUUAUGGAUGCUACCACUGGACUAAAUGGUAUUCAGGUAAUAACGAGAAUCACCGCAAAAUACUGGUCAAGAAACUCUGUAUAUACCAAGAUGAAAAUAUUUGCCGAGACAUAGCAAUAUCAUCGAUGGUGAGUGGUCACAAAAGUUUUUUGAAACUAUUUGGAUAUUGUUUUGAGUCUGAAUGUCCAGUCAUGGUUUAUCAUGGUGUAAAGAAUCAUGGCAAAUUAGAUAUAAGUGCACAAACGUGGAAAAUGAGAAUAAAGACAUCAUACGAUAUCGCGACUGCUUUAGCUUACCUUCACACUGCCUUCCCUAGGCCCUUCGUAUAUAGGAGUAUGAGUCUUGGAAAUAUCUUUGUGGACGAAUAUGGUAACGCAAAGCUAACUGAUUUAUCUUACUGCGUCUCCAUUCCACAAGGAGAAACAUUUGUAUGCGUUGAUGAUACUCCAGUGGGAUUCUAUGGUUACAUUGUGGACCAUAAUUACCGGAAAAGUAGCAUCAUCUCAGAGAAAACAGAUGUAUUUUCCUUUGGAUUUUUGAUGCAAAGCCUUCUAGUUGGAAGUGAAAGAUCUUCGAAGAUUUGGGUAGAAGCUAGUGAAAAAGGUUACACUAAAAGGAAUGUCAAUGAUGACACUUACCAAUUUUGGCUAUCAAAAUUUGGUGUGGAAGAUCGAAGAAUGGAUGAGAUCGCAGAUCCACAUAUGAUAGAAAAGAUGAAUGAUAUUUCCGAGCAAGAGCUUUUUCAAAUGAAAGCUUUCCUAAUGUUCUCACUAAGAUGCGUCGGUCUUAAAGGGGAAAUCCCAACGAUGGUGGAAGUUGCCAAAGAACUAAAAAAUAUCCAAAGAUUUCUUUAUACUACGGACUCCUUUUCUUCUUCAGGUGAAACCCAAUUCAACUUUCUCCAAGACAUUUCUUCCAUAGUCGACUUGUCAAGCCAUACUACAAACACAAAGGCAUUUCUUACAUGUAUUGCAUGCCUUCACAUAUUUCACGAAAUGUUUCAAUGGCUUAUGUUGACUUGGUUUCGGUUUCUCAGAAAAAAGAAAAGAAUGUGCUGAAAAUAACCCGAUUCUUGUUUGUAAUAAAA
Capsella rubella is the source of this 2166-nucleotide messenger RNA. RefSeq names its product inactive serine/threonine-protein kinase At1g67470. Gene Ontology annotation, molecular function: protein serine/threonine kinase activity; ATP binding. Gene Ontology annotation, biological process: protein phosphorylation; cell surface receptor signaling pathway. The record is from RefSeq and is a predicted model, not a curated record. Bases 200 to 2137 code for a protein of 645 amino acids. The transcript has 2 exons. Lineage: Eukaryota; Viridiplantae; Streptophyta; Magnoliopsida; Brassicales; Brassicaceae. Gene Ontology annotation, cellular component: plasma membrane.